Encephalitozoon intestinalis ATCC 50506 is the source of this 909-nucleotide messenger RNA. RefSeq names its product putative dolichol kinase. Gene Ontology annotation, cellular component: endoplasmic reticulum membrane. The record is from RefSeq and is a predicted model, not a curated record. Gene Ontology annotation, molecular function: dolichol kinase activity. NCBI's taxonomy places the organism in Eukaryota, Fungi, Microsporidia, Unikaryonidae. The coding region runs from base 1 to 909 and encodes 302 amino acids. Gene Ontology annotation, biological process: dolichyl monophosphate biosynthetic process. The transcript has a single exon.
AUGGAAAGCGUUUCGCCAUGGAUCAUCCUUUUAGACAUUAUUGAUCUUGCAGUAGGAGCCAUCCAGCUAGGAACACAAAAAAGGAUGGAUGGAGUCUUGGAAAGAUUCAUAGUCAUAGUAAUGCUCAAAUGUAUGGAGCGAGAGAUGCAGAGCAGAUCUCCUCUCAUAGGAGCAAGACAUUUGAUUGCUUGCGACUCCUCCAAACCACUCCUUACAAGAGGAUUGGAAUGUCUAGGAAUUGUUGAUUUGCCUAGAUACAUUUCAGAGACCUUAGGCGAGAUAAAGAGAGAGCCUGGUGCUUUUGCAGAGAUCAUGAGUAUUUCUCUGGCUUGCUUUGUAGUCCAAGCCUUUCUGUUCAGAUCAUCUUCCACCAACCUGAAGAGAAAAACCUUCCAUGUCUUUGCGUUUCUUGUGUUCUACAAAGGACAUCGCCUCUCAUUUCUACUUAGCGAAGGCUUCUUUCUGAUUUUGGGUCUGUUGUCGCCGUGUAGACAUGUCAAUUCUCUCCUUACACCUUACCUCAGCAGACACGAUAGGGAACACAGUGUAUUAUCGCAUGUCUAUCUUUUGCUGGCUUGCACAUACCCAAGGAUGUUCAUGAGACAUAAAGAAUAUGUUUCGGCACUGAUUUCUAUAUGCUUUCAAGACUCAAUGGCCUCAGUUGUUGGAGAAUGGUUUGGGAAGACAGAGAAAUCCAUACAGGGUGCAAUAGGAGGAGUAGUAUCCGGAAUAGCAAUUUAUUUUGCUCUUUACAGAAAAGUCGACAUGGUACUGUUCUUCAUAGUUGCAGGCAUAGUGGAAUAUCUUAUUCCCAUCAAUGACAACAUUGCCAUUCCGCUUUCUGCAAUUUCAUACUCCUGGUUAUCGAAGAAGAUUAUGAGCAGCAUCCCUUCUUGGGCUGUGGUUUGA